GGUGUUAUUUAUAGUCCGCCAGUGGCCGACAGGAAGAGGCGGACAAAGAGAAGCAGGAAAGGCUGAAGUGUUGCUGGCGCUGUUUGCCGGACUCCUCCAGCAGAGCGAGUGGAUGAUUAUGGUGGACGCCACGGCGGGACACAAUGCUGGAACGUCAGGUUUGGACCGGUCGGUGCUGGCGAGGCUUCACGCUGCUGCUGCUGCUGCAGGGUCUGAGCCGCUCCAAGGCCGCCGACCAACCCUCAAGCCGCUGUAGCGUCUCCGUCUCCAAGGUGGCGUCCAGCUGGGACGGGCUGCUGAUCACGCUCAGCACACCCGGACGCGGCUGCUCCUUCGCCGUGACCUCGCUGGACGGCCGCGACGAUGGCGCCGACUGCCGGAGCGACGGACAGGACAAAGCGGGAGGAGUCUUCACCUGCGGGUUGCAUCAUCUGGAACCAGGAAGUGCCUACCUGCUGCAGGUUAAGUCCGGCAGCGGCCAGGAGGCGGCCAACGUCAGCGCCCACACCACCCCCUCAGCGCCAGCGGGCCUGGGGGUGACCUCCAGGUCCUGUGACAGCCUGGGACUUUCCUGGCAGGCAGGCCCAGGCAGGACGCAGCGUUUCAGGCUGCUGUUGCGGGGACAUGCCGCCCACAUGCUGACGAACGAGACUUUGGAGAGCACGGCCACGCGGCACACACUUGUCGGGCUGACUCCCGGGAGGCGCUACAAUGUUACCGUGGCGACGGAGGCAGGAGGCCUGCAGAACAGCACGACCGUGGAGGCUCAGACUGUCCCGUCUGCCGUUGCCAACCUGACAGCUGCCAGCAACAGCACCGCUUUGUGGUUGUCAUGGGAACCGCCCGAGGGCGACCUGGACGCGCUGGUCGUCUCCCUGCGUUCCAACGGCACGAGCGCACGCGAGCUGAGUCUUCCCCCUGACGCCACGGGGAUCGGCGUGGGUCAGCUGACCCCUGGCUCGGCCCAUCGGGUGACGGUGACUUCUCUGAGCGGCCAGCUGUUCAACCAAUCAGAGAUCAGCACACGCACAGCCCCGGCGCCGGCUUCUCUCCUCGUCCUGGCCCCCUCCUCGCUCGGGGGUCUCCUGCUGUCAUGGACGCCCCCUGUUGGUGGGUGUGACGGCUACAGGCUGUUUCUCUACGACGGCGCCCGGGAAUUAGCCAGCACCGUCGUUCAGAAAGACGCCGUCAACUUCACCUUCCCCGGGACGGGGCUACUUCCCGGGGGAAGGUACAGAGCGACGCUGAGGGUGGAGAGCGGCGGCGUGGCGGCCGAGAGCAGCUGUGACGGCUGGACGGCUCCGGCGCCGGCGCUCCGCCUGCACAUCCGACACGCAGACGAAACCUCCCUCAGCGCCAUGUGGAGCCACGCCCCCUCUGGGUCACGGGACGGCUAUUUGCUGACUCUUCGCCACGGUGACGUCGCCAUGGAUACCAGGGAGGUGGAGCCCAACAUGAGGGAGUGCACAUUUAACGUCCUGACCCCUGGGAGGCGCUACACCAUCACCGUGACGACCAGGAGCGGCAUGGCCAGCACGUCCGUCUCUGUGGACGGACACACAGUUCCCGUGGCCCUGAGUGCCGUCACGCUACGCAGCGUCGGCGUGGACAGCCUGCAGGCGUCCUGGGAAAAACCGCGUGGAGAUGUGGACUCGUACAAAGUCGUGCUUCUCAAGGACGGAGUGGCCGUUCACAACCACAGUCUUCCAGUUGGCUCCGCCUCCUUGCUGAUGGCGGGCUUGGUGCCCGGCGCCCUCUACAGGCUGCAGGCCGUCACGGUCAGUGGGGGGGUGGAGUCCAAAGCCACCAGCCUGGAGGGAAGAACGGCCCCGGCGUCUGUCGCCGAGGUCACCGUGGUCAACGGCGGCAGGCCGGACACGCUGCACGCGUCUUGGCAUCCCGCGGCGGGCGUGGUGGACAGCUACCUGGUCCGCCUUCAGGACGGGAGUCUCAACGUCCACACGCUGGCCGUGUCGCGCUCCUCUCCGCCCGAGUGCUCCUUCAGCUCGCUGGUGCCCGGGCGCCUAUACACGGUCGUCGUGGUAACAAGGAGCGGCAGCCUGGAAAAUGCCACCCGAGUCCAAGCGCGCACACAACCCGCCGCCGUGCAGAAUCCCACCGCCGUGCACUCGGCGAGGGAGGACUUCCUCAAGGUGUACUGGCGGCAUGCGGCCGGAGACUUGGACUUCUACGUGGUUCUGAUCUCGUACAACCACAGCGUCCUGCAGAACCAGACUGUGGCGGCCCGACGCAGCGAGUGCGCCUUUUGGUCCCUCACGCCGGGGAGGCUCUACACCGUCACCGUGGAGACGUGGAGCGGGCGCCACGUCAGCAGCGUGUCGACAGACGGGCGCACGCUGCCGGCCGCCGUGGCCAACCUGUCGCUGGCCAACGUUGGAUCAUGUGACCUGACCGUCACCUGGAGCCCCGCCCCCGGAGACGUGGACCACUAUGAGGUCACAUUACUCUUCAACGACACGCGUGUUUUUCCUGCCGUCACGCUGGACAACCACGCUGGAGGUCACCGCCUGUCCUCUUUGACCCCGGGGCGGCUCUACAAGAUUGUGGUGUCGACGUUCAGCGGACCAAACCAGAGGGCCCAGUUCACGGAGGCUCGGACCGUUCCUGCCGCUGUGACAAACCUGAACCUGGCCCCACGCCGAGACCCCGUGGACCCCGGCGGGGGGCUAUUGGUCACGUGGACGCCGGCAGACGGAGACGUGGACGUGUACGUCGCCUCGCUGUCUGCUCCUGAUGGAUUUGUGAUGGAAACCCGACUCGUGCCCAAACACAUGGCCUCUUUGGACUUCCUGGAUCUGAUCCCAGGCCAGGCCUACAAUGUCACGGUCCAAUCAUGUAGCGGCAAGCUAACCAAUAACAACACGGCGUCCGGCCGCACAGCCCCGGCCCGAGUCAGCGCUCUGCAGGCCGACAACGAGCACACGGCCCACAGCCUCACCGUCACAUGGGAGGGGCCGGUGGGCGUGUACGACGGCUUCACGCUGCUGAUGAGCGACGCCGCCGGCGUCAUUCAGGCCAAUCGAACGCUCUCGCCUGAGAGCCGCGGCGAGCACCUGACGGGUCUGACGGCGGGCAAGUGGUACCGUGUGACACUGGUGACGCUGAGUGGCGGCGUGGAGUCGUCAGAGGUCACGGCGGAGGGUCAAACACGGCCCGCCGCCGUCACCAACCUGACGGCCGCCGCCAACACGUCUUCGCUGACCUUCUCCUGGCACGCCUCCGACGGCCAUGUGGACGUUUACGACCUGUCCCUCUUCGCCGUGGACGAGCAGGUAGCCGCAGGGGGCGGGAGGGAGCAUCAUCAGGUGGCGCUUACGCCGGUGGUGGCGGGCAAGGUCCACCCAGGCGUGGACGUCCACGUGUUCACGGGCCUGCGAGCAGGAGGACUUUAUCGCCUGCGGGUGAUCAGCUGGAGUCGGGACUUGAGCAGCGAGUCUUCCGUGCUCGCCAGGACGGAGCCGGCCCCCGUCCGGCGGCUGCAGCUGGAGAGUUCCGGCCAGACGGACAAGCUGACGGCCAGCUGGCAGCACGGGGAGGGGGGGCGGAGCAGCUACCAGGUGACCUUGUGUGACCUUUCCGGAGUCACCGUGGGGGCUCAGCUGCUGGGGGCGGAGCACAGGAGUCACACGUUCACAGGCCUGACCCCCGGGAGGCGGUACCGCGCCGAGGUUGUCACACGCAGCGGCGAGCUGAGCAACCGGGCGUCCACGUUGGGACGCACAACACCGCAACCACCGACUCACCUGUCCGUCAAGCGAGGCUCAGCCAAUGACACGCUGGAGCUGUCCUGGGCCGGCCCCGCCUCCGGGGACUAUGACGGCUUUGCCGUGGCGUGGACGCCACCCGACCGCCUGUCAAUCACCGGGACGCAGCUGACGAGCCGCCUGGUGGGCGGGACCUUUCCAGGCCGACGUUACAACUUCACGGUGGCAACGGUCAGCGGGGGCGGGGUGAUGGGUGGGCCCGGCGUCAGCAGCCAACCAAUCCAAAGAGGUGUCACUACAAGUCCGGCCCCCCUCAGGGCGGUCCACUGCGUCCCCGUGUCCUCCUCGUCUGUGUCGUGCUCCUGGUCUCCUCCUCUCUCCGACUGGGACUCCUACGAGGUGGAGUGUCAUCGCCAUGACGACGGGCACCCGAUGGCCAGGCUGCGGCUGGCGGGGGGCGUCACCACGGUGACGCUGGACCACUUGGACGCCUUCCGGAGGUACUCGGUGGCGGUCCGAGUGUCGUCCUUGGGGCAGACAAGUCCGCCGGCGACGCAGACGGUCGCCACCAUGAUCGCCCGUCCGCCGGCCCCGCCCCCCGGCCUGACCGUGAGCGAGAGGACGUCGAAGGUGACGGCGUCCUCCAUCUUGUUUCGCUUCAACUGCUCCUGGUUCAGCGACGUCAAUGGCGCCGUGCGAUAUUUUGCCAUCAUCGCCGCCGAGUCUGACGCUGGUGACGUCCUGCUGCCGGAGCAACGCCACCCUCUGCCUUCGUACCGCCACUACAUCCACAACGCCUCAGUCCGGGCCUACCAGACCGCCUACUUCCUCAACCGAUGCCCGCAGGACGCCGACGCCGCCCAGGUGGUGGAGGUCAACCUGGGGGCCGGAGGAGACCGUCUGGGAGGGGCCUGUGAACCUUACCAUGACGACGCCAUCUUGAGCCACGGACACGGACACUUCUGUGACGGGCCGCUCAAACCCGGGACUUCUUACAGGUUGAGCGUGCGGGCGUACACUCGACUGUUUGAUGAAAACAACAGAGAGUUUCCUCAGCCGCUCUUUAGCGACACCUACCUGUCCGCACCCCUCAGGACACUCACAGAGCCGCUAGGGGGCGUGGUGGAGGGCCUGAGCGCCACCGUGUUCCUCCUCGGCGUGGCGGUGGCGGCGGUGUCGCUGCUGCUGUACCGACACAGACUUCAUAAAGUGGCGGCGCAGGAGAGCCCGGUGAUGAGGAUGAGCAUGUGGAAGGAGGUGCCUCAUGCAGGGAUGUACGUCGCCGUGAGGAGCGUUCGUCGGGUCACCAGCCCCAUCAAGGCGUGCCACUUCGAGUCUCACGUGGGGAAACUCCGUGCCGACGCCGGCUUCCUGCUGUCUGAGGACUUUGAGGACCUGAAGGACGUGGGCCGGAACCAGACCAUGGACGUGUCGCGUCUGCCCGAGAACCGCGCAAAGAACCGCUACAACAACAUCCUGCCAUACGAUUCCACCCGCGUGAAGCUGUCGUGUCUGGAUGACGACCCGUGUUCGGACUACAUCAACGCCAGCUACGUUCCUGGUCACAGCUUCCGGCGCGAGUACAUCGCCACGCAGGGCCCGCUCCCCGGAACCAAGGACGACUUCUGGAGGAUGGUGUGGGAACAUGGCGUCCACGCCGUUGUCAUGGUGACGCAGUGCGUGGAAAAGGGGCGGGUCAAGUGUGAGCAGUACUGGCCCGCCCACAAGGAGGCGCUGUACUACGGGGAGCUGGUGGUCCAGAUGACGUCUGAGGCGGUUCUCCCCGAGUGGACCGUCCGCGAGUUCAGGAUCACGUCGGAGAGCGGCAGCGGUCACCCUCGGCUGCUGCGUCACUUCCACUUCACCGUGUGGCCCGACCACGGCGUGCCGGAGAGCACGCACUCGCUGGUCCAGUUCGUCAGGACCGUCCGAGACUUCGUGGACCGCUCGGCCGGCGCAGGGCCCAGCGUCGUGCACUGCAGCGCCGGCGUGGGGCGCACCGGGACCUUCAUCGCCUUGGAUCGGGUCCUGCAGCAGCUGGACGCCAAAGGAAGCGUGGACCUGUACGGCUGCGUGUUCGAACUGCGCCUGCACCGCCAGCACAUGGUCCAGACCGAGAACCAGUACGCCUUCCUGCACCAGUGCGUCCGCGACGUCCUCCGAGCCCGCAAGCAUCGCAGCCAGCAGGAGAGCCCGCUCUACGAGAACUUCGACCCGGACUUGUGUCGCGAGCUGGUCCGCACGGGGGCGCUGGGCGUGCGCGAGCUGGCGGGAUGAAGACGCCGCCUCUAGCUAGCAAGGAAAGAGCCAUUUAUUUUUCUAUUUUAUCAACGGAUAUUUCACUCCUAUUUAAAAUGUCACCUGAUGUAAAUAUACUCCCACCUCCAUGCAAAUGUACACCGUGUACCACCUGACUAAAGUACUUCACAAGUAUCCCCCAAUGCCUGCAAGGCUUUUAUUCAAAGGCGAGGCACUGCAGGCUAGCUGGUCACAUGGUGCAGAAAGAGGGCGGAGCCAAGGACAGACAAACAGGAAGUGGCCUGAGUUAAAAGUGCUGAAGAGCAGGUGUCGACAGGGUCAUGUGACGCUACAUCUCAGAACGCUACUCCAGGAAGCCGCCGUCAGCGCUCUCGCCGCCGCACCGAGAACAGCGGCCUGGACGGCGACGGCAGCACCGGGUCAGAGUUGGGGUCCGAGGGUUUGCCCAGGCAGCGGGUCGUCGCCUCCCGCCACGGAUGGUAGGCGCACUUCCUGUUCUGGAGCGCCUCGGCGCGUGCGGCGAGGGAGCGUGCGCACACGGUCAGCAGCACGAUGAGCGCGCCCAGCAGCAGCGCCGCCACGGGCCACAGGACGCAGUGCAGCAGCACGCUGGCGUCGUGCGAGCGCCGCCACAGCACGUCGUCGGGCCUGCAACGACAGCGAGAAGAGCUUCCUGUGGCCGUGCGCGGCGGCCGAACGUGUGCACCCACCUCCUGUGCUGGUUGAAGAAGCACGUGAAGCUCUGGCCCGACACCUGCCGCCCGAAGUACUCCUCCCACCGCAGCACGCUCUCGCGGUUCUUCUGGUUGUCACGCUCGCACGGCGGCACGUACGAGCACUGCGGACCAAUCACAGGACACGCUCAGCAUUACUAACCUCUCCUUUGGUUCUCAGGAGGCCUGGAGGCGGGGUUACUCAUUUUCUAUUUUUAACUUCACAACGUGUACAAAACAAAUGUAGUCAUUAAGAAGGAAAUGACUUCAGUAAUGAGGAACAAUUACUCAGAGGCCCCGCCCACCUGCAGACGAGUGUGUGUGUGUGUGUACACGAUGGCGUCAGAGUGGGCGUAGCUCGGUCAUUGCAGGAUGCUUCACAGGACAUCCCCUCAUCGCCGUGGCGACCGAGCAGCACGGAUGACGCAGCGUCUCUAUAUUUACUCUUGUUGCCGUAGCGACACAGCCUCGUCAGGCCGCUGGCAUCUUGGACCUCUGUGACCUUGAGUGUCGGACUGGUGGCGUGCAACGAAAAGUGGGCGGUACCUUGGGGUUCAGAAGCAGCUGCUGCUCGUCAAAGUGCAGCAGCGAUAAGGACGACGACUCCGAGUUGUUGACAAAGACCUGCAGGCACGGAUACAGCGACGUCCCCUUGCAGGCCGCCCCGCACGUGAACACGCACUCGAACGUUUCCUCCGCACGCAGCACCGACACCACCUACAGGAGGGAGCAGGUAGUGCACAUGAUGGAGGAAAUGCCUGCUGGGGGUGGCAAACAGUCAACAACACUGAGGAAAGAUGUUGCAUGAAGGUACAGAAGAUCAUGCUGCAUGAAGGCAUAGAAGAUCAUGCUGCAUGAAGGCAAAGAAGAUGUUGCAUGAAGGUACAGAAGAUCAUGUUGCAUGAAGGUAAAGUAGGAGAGGAAUAGGUAAGAGUAGGUAGAAUGAUGGUGAAGAGUGUGUCGAGCGAAGAUCAUAUUGCAUGAAUGUAAAGAAGAUGUUGCAUGAAGGUAAAGUAGGAGAGGAAUAGGUAAGAGUAGGUAGAAUGAUGGUGAAGAGUGUGUCGAGCGAAGAUCAUAUUGCAUGAAUGUAAAGAAGAUGUUGCAUGAAGGUAAAGUAGGAGAGGAAUAGGUAAGAGUAGGUAGAAUGAUGGUGAAGAGCGUGUCGAGCGAAGAUCAUAUUGCAUGAAUGUAAAGAAGAUGUUGCAUGAAAGUCAUGGAAAACGUUGCAUGAAGGUAAAGGGAGAGGAUAAUGCAUGAAGAACAUCAUGUGGGGUGAAAGAAGAAGAUCUCACGGUGCAGUUGGCGCUCGUGCUGUGCAGGCUGUGCAGAACGGGGCUGAGCCAACAGAAUCCCAGGAUGAAGAGACUCAGCACCCCGCACGCCAUCAGGAACAAUCCCAGCCGGAUGCUGCGAUCCUCCGCCUCCGAGUACUCCAACGAAACACGCGUCUUCGCCAUGGCCUCCACACGCACUCCUCUGUCUGCAUGGAGAGGAGGAGGAGGAGGAGGAGGAAGAGGAGCGCCAAGUGCUCUGAGUCCUGUUGCCCCCCCCCCCCCACACCCCCCCCCUUCCCCAGCCAGCCUCUCUCACCUACACACACACACAGGAAGUUGUUGUUACAUAUCAGAGCUUUCAUUUGACGGCCCUUGUCCAUGUUCCACUGGAGAUAAUCCUCUCAGUGCGCGGGGCCAGUAUUGAUUGCUGGAGCUGUCACAUGACUGUCAUGUGACAGCUGAGACGGUGAAUGAUGUGCCGACGACAGAUGGCGUCCUCCAUCCUCGGCAAAUCAAAUCACGUGACAUCAAUCAACACUGAGCGCGUGUAGCAAAGCAGCGACGUGACACGUGGCGCCACCGUGUGGACAAAGCGGCGACCGUGGUGAUGAUGAUGAUGAUGCUGAUGAUGAUGAAGCAGGCGAGGCAGGACUCCCGGCUUUCAUUAACAGAAUAUUUAUUUGUUGCUAUGAAAACACUAGCUGCCAUAUUGAGUCCAGGUCACAUGGCUCUGUGGGCGUGUCCCAGGCGUGGCUGCCGCCAGCUGUCGCCACGGUAACCAAGGUGGCUGCCUGGCAACCGGCUCUGUGGCGGUUUCCGUGGAAACCUGCUGAGCGUCAGAAUCCCUGUGGUGCCGGCGAAAGGAAUGUCGGGACGUUUGGGAAGAACCUUGAGCGCCUGUCCGUUGUUGCCGGGUAGACGUAAACACGACAGAGUGAGGCUUCCUGUCGGCUGACAACAUCCUUCGUCCUCCUCCAUGAGCAGUGACCUGACCGUCGGAACAGGAAAUGGAAGUUGACAAGGAGGAGGGGUCGGUCCCAUAGACCAAUGGCGGGCAGGCGGGCAGGCUGGCAGGCAGCUGGGCCACAGCCAAUCAGAAGGCCUGCUGGGCGGGGUUGUAGUUGAAAGUGGAGGGAACGUGAGGUCGCUCUUCGAGUUUGUCGUACUCCAGGUGGAACUCCUGAGAGGCGGAAGGAACGUUAGCAUUCCGUGCCCGUGCGCAUGCGUGCGUGCGUGCACGUGGUCACCUUGGCGACCUUCCUCCAGUUGAGGCAGUCGAAGAAGUAGUAGGUCCCCCUCUCGUAGGCGUUGGUCUUCAGCGUGGGCUCCAUCCCGGGCGCCCUGGUGAUCCACAAGCGCUCCUCCUUGUGGUAGCGCCAGUCCCGGUUGAAGCUGCGGACAAAGACAGGAAGUCAGCACGCCGCCCGGUGGCGCCGGGCCGGGAGUGGGCGGGGCUCUCACAGCUCAACGGCCGCCAGCAGCUGCAGGAGGUCGCCGCCGUUCAUGUAGUAGAGGUAAAAGAGAAGGUCCUCGCCGUAUCGGGACAGCUUGAUGGCGGCCAGCUGCGGAGCACACACACUCGUGGAACACUCGUGGACGCGGACGCGCACGCCAGGGCCUACCUUGUCCCGGAUGUGGAUGUUGGUCAAAUACUCUGACGGCACGUGGAAGUCUGUGAGGGGGCGGAGACAGAAGGACAAGUCAGAGGCGAGCGCGGUUCCGUGCGAUUACUCAACUCACCGAUGUCCUGUGGCCGACACGGCGCCGACGCCCACGGAGACGCGAACUUGGGGUAAAGAUUCCUGAUGGGAGAGGAGAACAGCGAGCGUGAGCGACCUUUGCCCUGCGGGGGUUGCUGCGGAGACUCGAGCUCGUACUCGGGGGAGUUGAGGUUGAGGCCCAGCGUGGUGAGGUCGGAGCCCAGCGCCAGGUGCACCAUUCCCGGGUCCGUCUCCGCCGCCCGGAUGAACGUCAGCAGGCCAAUCAUUCCAAACUGGUCCGUUACCAUGCCGACCGGGAUGUUGGUCACGCGCCCUGCACACGCACACAAUGAGGGGGCGGACGCGGCGCGGCUUGCAUGCACGUGUGCGCGCCUCACCGUCAGGAAGCACCUGGAUUCCUUUCUUCUGCUGGUUGUUGUUGCUCGGCACCGCCGAACCUUUAUCCCCCGGGAACUUGGGACCAUCUGAGUUGGAGGCGGGCUUCCCCGAUGAGCUGAGACUCUGAUUGGCAGCAGAAAAAACAGUCAAGUGACAGGAAGCGACAGGAAGCGACAUGACGACGGCGGGCGCGCCACACACCGCUUUCCCAUCCUCGCCGGCGCCGCUCGGGUCCUUCGUUUGGUAGUUGGGCCCGGGGAGCGCUGGGAAGUCUUCGUUGUGGAUGGAGAAGUCCUGCGACUGCUCGUUGGACGGCUUCGUUACCAUGCCGACUGCAGGGGGCAGAGCACACAGUCACGAGGGGGCUCGCGCCGCUGGCACGCGGCUGGCGGAGCUCUCUCACCGUACGGCGCCCGCCCGGCCAGCGGGUUGAGCAGCGGCAUGGGAUUGGAUCCCCCGUCCCGCCGACUGCGGUCUGCGAGGGCCGGGAAGUCGGACAGGUCCAGCCCGGUGACGUUUUCGCUGCCGUCUGCACACACGGGCAUGUCAGGGGGCGGGUCUGGGGGCGUGUCUGGGGAGGCGAGGCGAGGCGGGGCGAGGCGGGCUUACCUGUGCCGUUGAAGAUGUUGCUGGCAAGAGAGUUGUUCAUGUUGAAGCCAGGAUUCCUGCUCACGCCGAAACCUGACAUGCUAACACACACGCUCUUCUUGGGCCGGUCCAGGUCAAGGUGAAAGGUCAAAGGUGAAAGGUUAGAGGUUCUACCUGUUGAUGGUGAAGGCUUGUCGCGACUGCUGCUGCUUGGGCAUCCCGAUGAUGCUGGGCGACGACCUGCUGGGACUCCCCAUGCUUCCGCUCCUUCCCCCGGCCCCGCCUCCUCGCUCUCCUCCCAUCCCGAUUGGCUGACCCGCGGGCCCGCCCACCUGCUGGUUGUGGUUGAGGACGCUGCGGCUGCUCAUGGGCAGAAUCCCCCUGCGGCCGGCGACACGGGGAUGAGCGGGCUAAGCGCGGGCGGCUAAGGGGCGCGGGCGGGCGUACCUGCUCGGCGAGGGGGGCGUGUGCAUGCUGCCGCUGUUGGUGGUGCCGGCGUGACCCGACAGCUGGCCGGCCGACUGAUUGAGGCCGCUUCGACUCAACGGCGGCGCCGCGCUGCUGUUGAUGCUGCGCAUGGGGAAGCCCAACGCACCUGGAGAGACGGACAGGAAGUGAGGCGAAAGCGGGGGCCUGUUGCGGCCCACGCACACCGCCGCGACUUACUCUGAGGACCGUACAAACUCGCCCCCAGCUGAGACAGCUGACCCGGCGACGACGCAGAGGAAGACGCCAACAUCUGAAAAGGAAAGAGGUCGUCAAAGCGGCGGUCCCACAACCAAUCAGGCUCCUCCAAACAAACGUCUUACGUCUUUGUCGGUGCGGUGGGGGACGAACAUAGACUGCUGGCUGUAGUAGAGGCUGGACUCGUCAGAGUAGUCGCCCUCUACCCCCCCCUCCAUGAACUUCUUCCGGUUAGCACCAAACAUGCCCGUGUGUCACCUGUCACAAACCAAUGACGUCACAGUGCUGGCCCGAGCGCUCACCUGACGCAAGGAGGUGGGCGUGGCCAAGCUAAUAUGUCUGCCCGACACCAGAAAGAUGUUUCAGCGGGAGCACGGCUGGCAGGUGUCAACAUGUCCGCGCUAGCAUGCUAGCGUGCUAGCCGAGCCGCUACCGCGCUUUCAGGUGAGCAAACUUCACGUCUGAUCACGAAUGCUCGUUUCUGUCAUACACGUCUGUUGGUGUUUCCGGUGUUUGACUUGACUUUCACAAAGACAUGCUGCUUUUGGAUGGAUGUGCGAUACCGUCACCGCAAGUGUUAGCCAGGGAAGCUAGCGCUAGCAUUGAUGCUAGUCCAGGCUUGCUACGGUGCUUGGUGGCGUGUUGGUGAUGUUCGAGGGGUAGUUCGGUGUCCGAUGCAGAGAUGGUGAGUGAAGUGACUUUAGGAAGCAGCCUUUUCCCAAAAGAGCACACAAGAGAGCUAGUUAGCUUGGUGGCUAAUGCAGCUAACACGACCGGCUUUGCUAACCAUCCGCCGAAGCUAGCAAAGACUACUGUCAAAUGGACUGAUCGGGACUAAACAGGUUCCCGGUUCAGCACCAAGGACUGCUGUGUUUUAUUUCCGCCGUGGGCCCAUUGUGUCUGCUAGCUGCUCGAACAACAACAACAACAAAAAGCAACGUCGGCUACUGGCGGGAGAAACGUCCUCGUUAUGCCCGCUUUCGGUCACAGUUCGCCCGCCUAGACGCCGACGAACUGCCGGUGAUGUAGUCACUAACACGCGCAGCUGGCACAGAUAAACACGCACGUUUAAAAAGAAAUGUUUAAAAGAAACACCUUACCGCAUCAAUCUUUCUGCACCGCUACAAACCAAGAUGGCCGACAUGUCUUUCCACACAGAGAGCAUCAUGGGAAGUCUUUCCAGCGCCUCCAUUCUGUUCUAUUGUACUGUGUGCUGUAGGUACUUUAGUAUAUUCCACUCUAGUCCGUGCUGUUCUGUUAAUGAUAAUAUUAAUAAUAAUAUUCGAUGUAGAAUUAUAAAGAAUUUACGUACGACAGGAUACAGAAAUAGUCCGACCAGAAUAUGAGCGUGCAAUAGAAUAAUGCAGGAAAAGCGUGUAAUGUCUCCAUCUAGUGGCCGAAAGCGGCACAUACAAAUGUCUCCAUCAAGCGGCCGUGAGAGGAAUGAGGGCAGACGGGAAUUGCAUGAAGUUUAUUCCAUCUUUUUCUGCAUAAAUAACAUUUGAAAGAACAAACACGAGACAAACUUUUGGCUUUUGCAGACGUUUGGCAGUGUUUAAGUGUUUAGUGGGGGGUGGGGGUCGGGGGGUUCUUAAAGGGACAGGCGGUCCAAACAUGCAUGAAGAACAUGCACACGAGUCCCGGUCGGCGUGGCGCUAAAGGCCAGCGAGCACGAGGACACGGGAGAUUGCUAUGGCUUAAGGGGGCGGGGCCUCCCCAGGUAGAAAAAUAGAAGUGAGGAAGAUGAUUCUUUGUCAUGUGGUCUUUCUUCACAGCGACCCCUCCCCCACCUAGAAGGAACCGCUGCUUUGCUGCAAGGCACACAGGUCCGAGGGGGGAGGGGGAGGGGGUAGGUGGGACGUGCAGCAGGUGAAGGGUCAGAGGUCAGCCACUCUGCGGGGAAACAGACACAUGUAAGUCACAUGACACGUAAAAAGCAUCUUGUUUUGACUGCAGAUGUGCAUGCGGCGUGCGUGCCUCCCCCUCCCCCCUCCAUCUUCCUCGAAGUUAAUCCCGCGUGUUGCGGCAGAUGGCGCGGCCGCAUGCGCCUGCCGCCGCCCGUCUGGUUAUGAAUGAUUGCACGCUGUCAGGCAUUAAGUUGGACCAUAAUCCAGCAGCAUAUGUGGCUUCCCUCCUUCGCACCUGACAUGCCGCCCACGCCGCUUCCUCGCCAGCGGGUGGCGCUGCGGCUCCUGUCGGGGGGGUCGUGCACUCUGACCCCUGCGUCGAGAAGCCGCCGCCGCCGCUGCUGUGGUAGUGGCACGUUUGCCUGGAAGAUGGCGGCCUUGGCACGUGCUAGCCAUGCCGCCCGCCGGAACCCGCAUCUUUCCCGAAGUCGUCCACGAGGGUCGGCCCGUGACCUUUCACGUGAAUGUCGGCGUGCACGUGUGCCCGUGGCUCGUGCACGCUCCAAGGAGGCCAAGAAAGGAAGCAUAGGAGCAGAAAAGGAGCGGACAAAGGGGCGUGCACGUUUCCACAUGAGCGCACGCCGCCAUCAUUUACGCAUCGGCGGCGUCACCGUGUGUCACACGGCGCUGCCGCGUGCGUGCGUGCGUGCAUGCGUGCGUGCGUGCGGCUUGAAGGAGCAUCAUGCCAACAAUUCAAAGCUUCACCAAGCUAGCUGCCAGCUAAACAAUUAGCUUACAUAAGCGCUGGCGUCGCCGUGACCCCAGCUAACAUGACUGCUAAUCACGCUAACGACACGCCGUGCACGAGGCCCGUUGUCCACCUUGACCAACAGAUAACCUUUGACCUGCCCGGUUCAGUCUUUUGUGUGCGUGGAGGACCGCCCGUGCGCGUGCACGUGCACGUGCGUUGUGUUACGUAACUUCCUCCUCGCGCCGUUUCUCCCGCCUCCAGCGCUGGCCGGCCUGUGGACUUGCAGGAAGUAACUGGCGCUAAUCUCUGGCUUUGAGGUUCUGCUGCUCGACACUUUAAGAACACGCGUGUGCGCGUGACGAGCGCUCAUGCACUUACGAAGCGGUGCGGCGUGUGUGUGCGUGUUUCUAUGAAUGGCGUGCACGGCGUGAGAUUAUGGAAGUAAAGUGAGGAUUAAAGCGUUGGCAGUUUUAGUGUGAGCAUCCAAAGGAGACGUCCAUCACGGGCUCGGCUUUCACCGCAUCCUUCCCCUCUUUUAAUCUGCACACAUGACCCGUGACCCGUGACACCGCCCUUCAAGGACACGCUGGCACGCCACGCCAACGCGGGCCUUCCCCCCCGUACCUUAGCGUGUGCUUAACGCGGAGCUGUCUUGUUGUGGACGUUGGCGUGUUGCACUUCAUGCCUGCAAGCCAACAUGUCUGAACGUGUUCCAGGAGUUGGCGUGUGCUGUACGUGCAGGUCAGCGUGAGAGUCGGCGUGUUGUACGACAUACGUGUGAGCGAGGACGCUUCUUGGCGUGUUGUUUUGGUUAGCACGCGGUAGCUGUGUUCUUUUGGUUAGCAUGCGGGGUUGGCACGUCGCGGAGGUCAGUGAGCGGUGUGGGUUCAGGCGAACACGUGACAUGGUGAACGCGUGUGCGGCUGCACGUAUGUUCUAUACGUUGGCGUACACGUGUAGGUGAUUAGCAUCCAUCUGUGGUGCGUUGAGGGGUAAAAAAAAAAAAAACUGUCAUCAUCUGUCUCCUGUGGGUUGCCAUGGAAACGAGCAAUUAUGGCGUGAGAUGACAUGAAAGUAAUGAAAGAGGCGGGCCGAGGUGCGCAUCCCGUUCUGGUCCACUGGGUCCAGAUGUACGUGAAUGUACGCUUUUCGUUGCGCUUACGCAACGGGCCUGCAGGACUCGGCCCAGUUAGGAAGUGGACCGGAAGUGGACCCACAACCCCCCCACCCCCCCGCUCCACCCCAGAAGGAAAGUCGCCCGUGACGUCAUCACGCGUGCCACUGACCUGCUCGCAGUCAUGUGUCCGUGCGGCGGUCCUCGGAGGGAAAGAGAGGUUUUGGGACGGAACCUGAGAGGAGAGACGCGCCGGGCCGGCCCCGGCGGCGAUAUGUACAGGUGGCGGGCGCCCCGACCCUACAGGUCCGUUUCCCGC
This is a messenger RNA of Doryrhamphus excisus (bluestripe pipefish), 15373 nucleotides long. It is a transcript of the gene ptprb, whose product is annotated as protein tyrosine phosphatase receptor type b. Gene Ontology annotation, biological process: peptidyl-tyrosine dephosphorylation involved in inactivation of protein kinase activity. Gene Ontology annotation, molecular function: protein binding; protein tyrosine phosphatase activity. Gene Ontology annotation, cellular component: signaling receptor complex. Lineage: Eukaryota; Metazoa; Chordata; Actinopteri; Syngnathiformes; Syngnathidae. The record is from RefSeq and is a predicted model, not a curated record.